AAAGGUUUUGAGUAUAUACCAAAGCAAACAGCUCCAGAAGCUAUGGCAGAAAGGAGACAAAUUGUGAACCAGCAAGAGCAGGACAUUGGCCACGCUACGGAUAGUGGUGGGGGAGUGAGCCAAGAAGCAGAAAGCAACAGCUCCGGAAAUCUGCUCAUUCGGAUUGCGUUACCAAAGCUAGAUCAGGAAAAAGAAAGAAAAAUACAGAUCACUAUUUCUCCAAAUGCCACAGGUCUUCAGUUCUGCAAUGAAAUCUCAAAGGAGUUACCAAAUAUUGAUGUUGAAAAAAUGGAAUUAAUAUAUAAAGGGAAGUUUCUGGAUAAGUCCAAAAGCCUGGCUCAACAAAAGUUAAAGAACAAAGGAAUGGUCAUGCUCAAGCUGACAAAUAAGUUUGAACAAGUAAAGACAAUAAACGUGUCCAGAAUUAGGAAGGGAGCAGAGGCAUUGGCAAAACGAGGUGAAGAUUUUGAACACCCUCACUUAAAAAUAGUAAACCACCAGGGGGAAAUUAUUGAGGUUCCUGAGGAGAAACGAGUGAUUAUUCUAACAGCCUUGAUUCUGCACGAAGCUGGCAAAUCUGAUAUGAAGAAAGGGGCCUAUGAACAAGCAUUUGAGUAUUUAACAUUGGCAGAACUUGAGUUCAGGCAAUGUGAUGAGAUGCAUCUCAACAGCAUUGACAACUAUGGAGUACUGUGUCUAGAUAUGAUUUGGUGUAAUUUUCAGCUGAAGAAAGCCGAGUACCUUAAAGAUGCAAGAAUAAAGUUAGAAGAAGCUCAGGAAUGCUUCAACAAAUGCUUUGGAGAAAAUCAGGAACGACUCAGGGAACUUCAGGAUGACAGUGGGAGACAUCACAUACAGUCCCUUCGGCUCCAUGUGCUGUGGGGAGUGUGGUUUUAUCACAACCAGAUGGAGAAAGAUGCUGAGCAGAACCUAAAUAAGGCAGGGAUACUACUGGAACGUUUGAGAUUGGAUGAUUCAGACUUGGCUGACCUUGUAAAUCAAGGAUUCACCAUCCGGGAAGCUCGACUCGCCUUACGGGCCACUGAGGGCAACAUCGAGGAUGCCAAGAUGCGCAUUAGAAAAAGAAGGGAGAGAGCUCAGCAGCAAAAGAGAGAAAUGGAUGAAAGAAGGCAGCAGCUGAGCAGACAGGCUACAAAGAGUAAUACUGAUGUACCUGAGGAGAACAGGAGGCCUGAUCAGGGAAACCAGAAUUCACUUUCGAACACAAAAGUGCUAACUGCUGAUGAAAACUCGUCUUCGGCCUCACCAGCCCCUUCCUCUCCAUCUAUAGGUGCUCAAGGCAGCUUUGAGGAUGAGGACCUUCUUCAAGAAAUCCUGGCAUUACUGCCUGAGGAUAAUGAUGACUACAUCAAUGUGACCUUGGAGGAUGAGGAAGCUGUCAUCUCUUCCUAUAAGGCCUUGCUCACUAAUAAAGGCAGUGAGCUGUGUGAAGAGGCCCCAUCCACCCCAAAAAAGGGAAAGACUGAGCCAGAGGUUACUGCUCCCCCAUAACACGCUGAGAUCUGAACCGUACCCAUAGCAGGCUCCAAUGAGUAGCAUUCCCUCAUUUCCCACCUGCUGUGUGAAAGAAUGCAUUAACACAGCUUAAUGUUGCUUAUGCACAGCCUGCUUAAUCCCUGCUGUGAAAAAUUCCAAUUGCUAUGUGUCACUGAGCCCAGAGAGAACAUUUUUAAUGACCAGCCAACGUGUACAAAUCCAAAUGUCAUUUAGACCUCACCACAAACAGACAAGCAUGACCCACCCAAUAACCUGGAUGAACUGCAAACGUGACAAAGGCUGUACCCACACCCACGCAAUCAUUCAGGGGGCAUCAACCUUCAUUUCACUUCAAGAUCACUCCAUUACUUUUCUCUCACACACUUUUCUGAGGAACAUGUGACCUCCUGAUUUUACUUACCUAUGGAAAUUCAUGUAAUAAUAAGUUUAUUCAUACCUUCUUGUGAUUUUCGCUAAUUCUCCUCCGGCUCCUCCAUUUGGUGUCAUUCACAAUGUUAGAACUUGCUGAGAUUCCCUCCCUAACAGCAUUGUCUGUACUGACACCAGAUGGAUUGCUGAAAUUCAAAAUAGUGGCUCCCCACCAGUUCUUCAAGGGUAACUAAAGAUGAACAAUGAAUGUUGGUCUUGCUACCACUACCACAUCCAGCUGAAGAGUGUAAAACAAAAAUACACCACUUCUGGUAUGGCGUGGUUGGUCAGUGGUUAGUGCUGCUGCCUCACAGCACCAGGGACCCAGAUUUGAUUCCACCAUCGGGUUACUGUUUGUGUGGAGUUUGCAUACUCUCUGGGUUUCCUCUGGGUGCUCCAGUUUCCUUCCACUGUCCAAAGAUGUACAGGUUAGAUGGAUGGGCCAUGCUAAAUUGCCCAUUGUAUCCAGGGAUGGGCAGGUUAGGUGGGUUAGUCAUGGGGAAAGUGGGAUUAUGGGGGUAGAGUGAAGUGGAGAGUAUUUGGGUGGUUGCUCUUUGGAAGGUCAGUGUGGACCCAGUAGGCUGAAUGAUCGGCUUCCACGCUGUCAGGAUUCUAUGAUUCUGGUUUACCAUAAUCACUUCAGUUAGCUUCACAUCACCAACAGUUUUGCCAUUUAAUCUCUCCCUGCUUCAAUAUUAUCAAAAACCUUCCCAUUGUACUUUCUCUCCAUCCCUACUCUUUCAUGUUCUUCAAAUUGAUUUCAUGACUAGCUUUUUCUCAGGUCUGAUGUCUCCAACGUAAAAUAGGAAAACAGUAUGGCACACUGACAAGAAGAAAAAUCCACAAAGAUAAACCUAAAAUGGCAAAGCUGUUUCUCUCUCCAGAGAUGCAGCCUGCCUGAAUGUUUCCAGCAUUUUCAUUCUUUUAUUUCCAAUCUCUCUUCCCCCACCCCCCUCCCUCCCGCCAGAUUAAACUGGCUGGCCUGGAUAUAUUGGAUUCAUCCUUACACAUGUUAAAAUAAGGGUGUAACAUUUGCAGUUCUAUACUUCUUGGCAUCAUUCUGCUAUCAAAGGAAGCUUGGAAGAUUACAGCCAAUGCCACUUCAAUGUUCCUAGUGGGUCACCCUGAUUUCCAAAUACCAAGUCGCCUUGGACUGUUGUCACAUGCAUAUAUGCUCAUAAACACGCAUGUGUUCAAAAUACACACAGUAAGAAACACACAGAUGCUCACAGACAAACACACAUUCACAAACACACUCAUAGAUAUGCAUAAAUUCACAAAUCUACACACUCUCAAACACACACACUUACAGUCAGACAUGCUCACAAACACACACAUGACCAUAAACACACAGACACACACUCACAAAUACAUAUGUUCUCACUGACACACAUGUACUCGUAAACAUACACAUGCUCAAACACAUUCACUCACACAAACAUACACAUACACGCAAUCUUCUCUUCAUCUGUCAAUAGUGAACCACCCUUUAUGCUUACAGACUGUAUACUUGUCCUGUCUAUUCAGCUGAUGCAUCAAAUCUAAA
Molecule: messenger RNA, 3472 nt
Organism: Hemiscyllium ocellatum (epaulette shark)
Lineage: Eukaryota; Metazoa; Chordata; Chondrichthyes; Orectolobiformes; Hemiscylliidae
Product: NEDD8 ultimate buster 1-like
Exons: 13
Coding region: 43-1512 (489 amino acids)
Biological process (GO): regulation of ubiquitin-dependent protein catabolic process
Molecular function (GO): protein binding
Source: RefSeq, a predicted model, not a curated record